AGAGAGAGAGAGAGAGAGGUGGCAAGACGCGAGUGAGGAGAGCCCAGUCUUGCGUUCCGUGUGCGUGCGUGUGUGUGUGCGUGAGGCGUCGUGUGGAGGAGGAAGGAAGGAAGGAAAAGAUUGGAAAAGGGUGUGGCGCGUGCCUGUUAUUCUAUUCAACGUUAAACAGCUUAGCGUACUGGUUACUUUGUGUGGUGGUGUGACAGCGAUCGUGGUCGUGACGUGGCCCUGAGGGGGAAGGGAAGCCUCGUGCAUCGCGGCGGCAGGAAACAAAGCUAAUGGUGUCGCCGAAGCCCCACAAGCGUGAUAUCAAGCCCCGGGCGAGGGUCUGAGGGCGACACACACACACACACACACACACACACACUCACACUGCCCCACCCUGCCCGCUUUCAAAACCUGGCACCACCACCCACACUCACGCCGUCCUCAACCACCCGUGCUACUGUGACCACACCCCGCGCGCCCUCCAGCCUGCCAUGAGUGAGUGACCAGCCCCAGGAAAGCAGUGUAUGUGGGUGCGUGAGUCCCCUGAACCAAGGCCGCCUCAGAUGCCUCGCCCGACCCCGCCCGACGCUUCCCCGGCCAUGGCGUCGCUGCGAGAUGCCGUAUCCCCCGUGCUGGUGGUGCUGCGGGCCGUCGAAGUGUCCCUGCUGGGCCUGGGGCAGCUGGUGUGGCGCCAAGCACAGAUUCGCGCGGCGGGGGCAUACGAGGGCGUGAAGCGGCGGGCCAGCGACACCUACGACGGCUGGCAGGUCAGGGCCGGCGGCACGUACAAGGAGGUGCAAGGUCGCGCCGCCGAAGCCUGUCAGCAGUAUCUCAACAGGGCCAGUCUGCUCUUCAUCCAGUCCCAGCUCUGCCUCAGCCUCGCCCUCCACCGCUGGCACUUCAAGCUCAGCCUCAUGGCCAAGGACGCUCGCCGCCGCCUCGCCCGCUGCCUCUCCGACGUGGGCACCGUGCAGCAGUGGGGGCGGCUCAAGGUGGCAGGCUGGAAGCGGUCUGCGGCACACUCUGCGAAGCCACUGGCGCCGCCCCGGGGGAGGAAACGUGUAGAAGGGGAAGAAGGAGGAGGAGUAGGAGAAAAAAAAGGGAAGGAAAUGUGAAGGAGGAUGACCAGAUUCUUGAGGGUAAAAAUGACGAAGGAAUUGGUUAUGUUUCCUUCUUUCCUUCCUUCCUUCCUUCCUUCAGCUUGCAGUAUUUUUAUCGUUGUUUGUGCUCGUUUUUCUCCGUUUUCUUCCUUGUUUGUGUUUGUCGUAGAAAAUGGGAUUGUGUUUGUGCGUGCGUGCGUGCGUGGGAAUUUCAAACAUUUUUCGUGUAUAUUAUUAUUAUUAUUGUUACUAUUAAUUCUUUAGCAUCUUAAACCUGGUCUUACUUAACCUGUUUUGCGUGUGAUUGUUAAGUUAAGAGGUAAUUUUGACG
Messenger RNA from Eriocheir sinensis (Chinese mitten crab), 1419 nucleotides. RefSeq lists its product as uncharacterized. The coding region runs from base 513 to 1103 and encodes 196 amino acids. The record is from RefSeq and is a predicted model, not a curated record. The transcript is spliced from 3 exons. Lineage: Eukaryota; Metazoa; Arthropoda; Malacostraca; Decapoda; Varunidae.